This is a messenger RNA of Gymnodraco acuticeps, 888 nucleotides long. RefSeq lists its product as uncharacterized. Gene Ontology annotation, molecular function: actin filament binding. The coding region runs from base 1 to 732 and encodes 243 amino acids. The transcript is spliced from 4 exons. NCBI's taxonomy places the organism in Eukaryota, Metazoa, Chordata, Actinopteri, Perciformes, Bathydraconidae. Gene Ontology annotation, biological process: cortical actin cytoskeleton organization; actin filament network formation. The record is from RefSeq and is a predicted model, not a curated record. Gene Ontology annotation, cellular component: cytoskeleton; cytoplasm.
AUGGUCAGAGAUUCCCACUGGACUGAUGGAGCAGCUUCUGCUUACAUUAAUGUGAUGGUUAAAAACAUAGACACGAUCCAGCCUAGCCAGAGACAACAGGUUAUCCCUAGAGUGCACCCACGUGUGCUGCCGCUGGCCCGGGUGGAAGUGCCUCCAAACAUCACACAGCUCAAAGCUUUCUCAUUUAUUUUGAGCAAGUGUCCUGAUGACCUCAUCGACCGUACAGGAGAAGGGUGUAAAGCCCCUCGCAAAGAGAAUGGCAACCCCUCCACUAUUGCUGCGCUUAUGGCUGAAGAAGCCCCCCCCCCAUCCCCUCCUCCAGUCACUCUCGUUCUCAGCAGUGCUGUGAGUUUCUGUUUGAACUGUAGUACCUCCCUCUCUCCUCAGACGGAGAAGUUCUGCGGGGCUGUUCCCUCGGACCCCUCCCCCCCUUCAGAGGAGCAGCAGGAGGAACACGAGAACAUGAAGAACCUCUUGAUCUGCAGAACCUCCGAGUCCGGAAACCUGAGGAGGAGCCGGGCCGUCCGCAAUAUGGGUCGGGUCAGUCCCUCUCAGAUGUCAGCGGGUCGGGAGGACGGUUCCGGUUGUCCUGACGACGCUACAGACGAAAUAAUGGACCGGCUGGUGAAGUCCGUGACCCAGAACCCGGCCGACAGGCCCGCCAGUCCCAAGAACCGCAAACGCUCCCGGGUCAACAGGAAGUCCAGUGAGUCCUCUUCUGUUCCCCGAUAGAUCAGAGAAGACUUUAUUCAUCCUGAAGGAAGCUGUUGUUCCAGUAACACACUGAACACACACUGAACACACACUGAACACACACUGAACACACACUGAACACAACAUAAUUUACUUAUGUUGUGGCAGAUAUUUCAGUAAGCUUUCUUAACGCUA